AUGAAAAAUAUGGAGCAGCAGGAUCUAUUAUUGACCACACAAUCUUCAAACUCGGUAAGAGAAUACACAGACCCGAUCCCAUCUGAUAUCCUUAUAGAUAUAUUCUCUCGAGUCCCUGCAAAGUCAAUAGCUAGGUUUCGUUGCGUAUCUAAGUUAUGGAGAUCCAUACCUAGCCUUCCUGGUUUCAUUGAGCUGUUCCACACCAAGUCUUUAGCUCGUACACGUCUCUUGUUUGCCGUCAAAGUUGAUAAAGAGUUAUUCUUAUUCUCUUCACCUCAACCUCAUAAUCCAGUACUUGAGAGCUCCACUCUUGUAGACACCCGUUAUAAUAAGUGUUUUCCCAAUUACAUUCCAUCUGACAUCAGACUAUCUCUCGGUGGAUUGGUCUCUCUUCGUGAAUGGGAAAGCGAGGUGUGGGUGAUCUAUAACCCUCUCACGGGAGAGAGAGAGUCCAUAGCCUUACCCGAAGUGGAAUCUACAGGUGAGAUAUGCAUAAACGGUGUUUUGUAUCACGGAGCUUACGUUGAAGGAUCUUGCAUGAUAGUUUGCUUUGACUUUAGCUCUGAGAAGUUCAUGAGUAUCAAGUUGCAUGGAGAAAUUAUUCAUGGGAUUUUGAUCAACUACAAAGGUAACUUAGGGGUAUUAGUAAGAGAUGAUCAUCAAAUUGUGUUGUGGGUUUUAGAAGAUGCUGGAAACCAUAUAUGGUGCAAAACAAUAAGCGUACCGUUAAGCUUAUACGACGACAUCAGGAACUAUCUUCACUUUGUUGGAAUGACCGGUGCUGGUGAAAUUGUGUUAUCGCCGCACCGUGCUACAAACCCUUUCUACAUUGUCUACUACAAUAUCGAGAGGAACACUUUUACAAGAGUCUAUAUUCAAGGAUAUGAAGAGCUUAAUAAGGAUCCAAUUUCCACUCCUCGCAUCUUUCUAGACUAUGUUGAGAAUAUGAAGCUUUUGUAA
Microthlaspi erraticum is the source of this 960-nucleotide messenger RNA. NCBI's taxonomy places the organism in Eukaryota, Viridiplantae, Streptophyta, Magnoliopsida, Brassicales, Brassicaceae. The record is from the annotation of a GenBank genome assembly.